AUGCACUGGCCUACCGGGCACGCUGGGCAGCAUCUUAGCGCCUCCGACGACGAGGAGCCACUGGCCCUGGACUGCACCACUAGAUCACCUAGCGGGCACGCGCAUGCUUCUUUCCGGACCCCAUUCAUUCAGCUGCCAGCCCCGGAGGCGGAGCAAGUCGGGAGGCACCCCUCUGGCGAGAGCAUGACGGACGGCAAGGGCCGGCAGCCUCGCCGUGGUUGCCCUCCUCGGCAGAGAGCCCGAGCCAUCGCCCACUCACCGCGGUCUCCGAGGAGCCCUCACCUCCUAGUCCACCGGUCCGCAUGCGCAUCUACUUGCCACGCUAUAGCAACGAAGGCCCUCACCGGUCUGGCUAUCCUGCACUCGACGUGGAAGGUGUUUACAUGCGUAAUGCACCGGCCGUGGACCAAAUCUUAA
Giardia duodenalis is the source of this 417-nucleotide messenger RNA. RefSeq lists its product as uncharacterized. The record is from RefSeq and is a predicted model, not a curated record. The transcript has a single exon. Bases 1 to 417 code for a protein of 138 amino acids. Lineage: Eukaryota; Fornicata; Diplomonadida; Hexamitidae.